CGCAGGUCAGCUAGGAUUGAUGAAUUCGGAUCCGGAGAUGUUUGUCCGGAACCGUAGUUCCUCUGAGGAGAGAGGACAAGAAGAACCCAUUCUACAAACAGAAAACAUUCAACGGAUAACAAGGAAGAGAUGUUAUCAAACCCGUCAUCUGUUUGCAUUUAUGGGAUUCCUAGGGUUUGCCAAUGUUUACGCUAUGCGGGUCAACCUCUCAGUGGCAAUAGUAGCAAUGGUGAACAGUACCGCUCUAGGAAACGGUUCUUCAAUCAGUAAUAAUACUUGUCCUGCACCAUCUACCCCCUCCUCUCAUACUACUGACGGUCCAUUUAAUUGGAACGAAAGGGACCAGGGUUUAAUCCUUGGUGCGUUUUUCUACGGUUACGUAGUGACCCAGUUGCCUGGAGGCCGGUUAGCUGAGAUCUGGGGUGGCAAGUGGCUCUACGGGAUAGGUAUCCUGGUGACCGCUAUAUUUACAAUGCUGACCCCUCUAGCUGCUAAAACUAGUGUCUCUCUACUUACUGCUGUUAGGGUUCUAGAGGGUCUAGGGGAGGGAGUCACAUAUCCAGCUAUGCACGCUAUGUUAUCUAAAUGGACUCCUCCGAAUGAGCGAAGUAAGAUGGGUAGCCGGGUCUACUCAGGUUCUCAGUUCGGGACAGUUAUUGCUCUCCCACUUUCAGGAUAUCUUGCUGAUGAGUUUGGUUGGGAGUCAGUAUUCUACGUGUUCGGUGUAUUGAGUUUAAUCUGGUUUCUAGCCUGGGCUUUCCUAAUAUCCGACUCUCCAGAUACACAUCCAACUAUAUCCAGAGAGGAGAGAGAUUAUAUUAAAAGAUCUAUUGGUUCUGCCCGCAGUUCCGUCACAUUAUCUGUCCCCUGGAAAUCUAUUCUGACCUCUGUACCUGUCUGGGCCCUUGUGGUGACCCAUAUGGCGCAGAAUUGGGGAUUCUACACUCUACUCACAGAACUACCAACAUACAUGAAGAACAUUCUGCAUUUUGAUAUCAAGGCGAACGCGUUUAUAUCUGCCCUACCAUACUUACUGAUGUGGCUGUUUGCCUUGUUCAUUAGUUUUCUUACAGAUUUUACAAUAGACCACAACCUGUUGAGCCGUAACUCUGCCCGGAAAGUGUUCAACUCUGUUGCGUUUAUGCUGCCCGGCCUGUUCCUGAUCCUAGCAGGGUACUCAGGCUGUAAUGUAAACACCACCAUCGUCUUCCUUACCUUGGCAGGAGGGAUCAACGGAGCUCAUUAUUCAGGGUUUAUGAGCACACAUCUUGACAUGUCUCCCAACUUUGCUGGAACCCUGCUCGGGAUAACCAACGGCUUCGCCAACAUCAUGGGGUUCUUAGCCCCCGCCUUCACGGGAUACAUCAUCAACGGUCACCAGGACUUGAGUCACUGGCAGUUGGUCUUCUUCGUAGCGGCUCUGGUGUAUUUUGCUGGGAACGUUGUGUUUGUUGUUCUGGGGAGUACGAAGGAACAGCCCUGGAACCAUAAUCCAAGUAAUCCUGGAGAUAGGAACCAGGCAGAUUAUGAACCUAUCUCUACAUCAGAUAUGGAGUCGGACUAAGCUGAGGCACCGGGCUCAAAUUUAUAAUUUGGAGCAUUAUCAAAAAAUUGAACGUAAAUUUAGCAUAAUCUUGAUUUUAUAAAUCCGUCCGUUCAAGUUUUCAAAUUCCAAUAUGUUGUUGGAUAUGAUGGCUAGCUUUACAUGAAAUUUAUUAAUUGGUUUGUUAUUGUUAUUCCUGAUUUUCUUAUAGUGGUAAUUGUAUCUACAUAUUGAGAAAUUUAUAAUAUUCAUUAGUUUUAAGCUUGAAAAUUUAAUUCUUUUUAUAUAGAUAAUUCAUUUUGAGCUUAAAACCACACAAAUGUUGAUGAUAAAAGAUAAACUUUAUUAUUUUUAUAAGAUUUUAUAAUUGGUAUAUUUUUAUAUACAUAUUGUAAGUUUAAUUGUAAUUUUGAGAGCUAUUAAUCUAGAUUAAGAACAGUUUGUUCCCAGUGGCAUUUUUACUUUUGCAUUUUAUAGAUCUGAAUUUUCAAUAGAGUAUUUAUUUAUUGACAAUAACUUGUUAUUUACACAUAAUAAGAUUAAAUUUACAGUUCUCUUGAGUUUAGAUUUAAUGCCAUUGCUUUCAAAUUUAAGUUCAGUUAAUUUUGGAAUUGAGUUUAAGCUUAGAGGUGCUAAUUCUGGCCAGACUGGUACGUUUUUAGUCUAAAUAUCGUAUAUUGUUUGAUUCAUAAUGUUUAUUUUCAGA
Eurytemora carolleeae is the source of this 2249-nucleotide messenger RNA. It is a transcript of the gene MFS10, whose product is annotated as putative inorganic phosphate cotransporter. Bases 20 to 1564 code for a protein of 514 amino acids. The transcript is spliced from 13 exons. The record is from RefSeq and is a predicted model, not a curated record. NCBI's taxonomy places the organism in Eukaryota, Metazoa, Arthropoda, Copepoda, Calanoida, Temoridae. Gene Ontology annotation, biological process: transmembrane transport; monoatomic anion transport. Gene Ontology annotation, molecular function: transmembrane transporter activity.